AUGCAGGAAUCAGAAGCGCAAAUUGAAGGAGUGAAUGUGGCAUUCAAAGAGCCGGUGCACAAAAUUCUGGAUCGGAUUAAGAAUGAAUCGUUCUUUAGGUGGUCGAACAAGAUGGGGGGUGACCCAUCUCGGAGAAAUCAAAACUUGUACUACACAUACCACAGGGAUAAAGGGCACACCACCGAGCAGUGUCGGGUAUUAAAAGAUCAUCUGGGGAAAUUAGUAAAAGUAGGGUAUCUGAAAGAGUUCGUAGUGGAUUCCGUAGACCGAGAUGCCAGCCAGGGUGUUCAGCAGAAAAGGAAUCCCCUCCCACCACCGCUGGGAGUGAUCGAAGUCGUCCACACUGCCCCGAGAGGUGCGGCCACAGUUAAGGGAGUAUUGACAAUGGCCUGCACGGAGGGAGAAUCACCCCAGAAAAGGAUGAAAGUUGGUCAGCUGACGAUCUCUUUUGACGAGGAAGAUUUGGAGGGGACGAUCCAACCUCAUGAUGAUGCGUUGGUAGUAACAGCACGGAUAAGCGGGUUCUUGGUGAAAAAAGUGAUGAUAGAUCAGAGAAGUGGAGCUGACGUAAUGUACCCAGAUUUGUUCGAGGGGCUCGGAUUGAAGAGCCAGGACUUGGUGAAAUAUGAUACGCCACUAGUCUCGUUUGACGGAAGAGUCGUGAUCCCCGAAGGUCAAAUUUCUCUCUCCGUGGACAUGGAAGGCAAGGAAGUAAUGGUGACCUUCAUAGUAGUCAGAUCAUUCUCACUGUACACUACAAUCUCGGGAAGGCCGUGGAUUCACGCAAUGAAGACUGUUCCGUCCACCCUGCACGUGAAAUUUAAAUUUCCCACCGAGUAUGGAGUCGCCGUGGUACGAGGGAACCAACGAAUGGCUAGGCAGUGUCUUGUCGCGCGGUCAAGUCGAAGGGCGAACAGGUUGGACAAACAGAAACCACCAAAAGAGAAACUUUAUAGCAAUUACAAAAGCCCCAAGGAGAAACAGGGGCGGAUGGUGUUGAGGAGGUUUUGA
Quercus lobata is the source of this 1011-nucleotide messenger RNA. RefSeq lists its product as uncharacterized. Lineage: Eukaryota; Viridiplantae; Streptophyta; Magnoliopsida; Fagales; Fagaceae. Bases 1 to 1011 code for a protein of 336 amino acids. The transcript has a single exon. The record is from RefSeq and is a predicted model, not a curated record.